AGUAGCCGGGAUGGAGAUGCUGCGGCAAGAAACGCUCUUCCGUCCCCAAGGCCAAACCUGACCCCGUAAGGCUUUCAGCCAGCCAUGGCUGAGGACAGGCAGCUGCCCAACAUACAGGAAGACUGCCUCCUCAAGAGUCCGUCUUCCUCGAGGAGAGACCGUGUGUCAAGGCUGGGCCGGGCGUUUGUCAAGCACCUACAGUUUCAUAAGAGUCGGCCUAUGGCCGCUCUGGCCUCAUUGACACAUCGCCUCUCUUCGUCCAGCAGCGACAAUCCCCGGAAAGGACUGACUCUUCUAGACAAGUCGUGUAGCCUGCCGGCCAUUGCACCACGUUUGCCCAGGUCCAGGUCUAAUCAUCAUCGGCAAAGUACAUCUGGUAGCAGCUCUUCUUUGGGUUCUGAAUCAUGCAAGUCCAAGGCUCCGUCUUCCUCUUCCUUACCGAGGGUAACGAGAUCACAGUACAAUCUGCGCUGUCCAAAUGCAGGGUCGGAUGCCGACUCCAUGUCUCGCAUUUCUCUGUAUCUGGAAGAAAGGCGACUGUUGCUAAACGCGAGGGAAGGGCAGUUGGUUGACUUAACUCCAGACGAUACUCCACCACGGAGAGUGGAAUUCUACCGCAGAAGAAGUCCAUCUCCUAAGCCCAAAAAUGAUCCUUAUGGAAGACGGUUACCUUUAAAUCCCCAAGAAGCCUUGGCAUAUUAUGGGACUCGUCUUAAUAAAUAUGAAAGAGCAGAAAUCUCUCAAUAUCCUCAAGUGUGGUAUCUGGGUUUGGAAGCAAGCAAAAUCGAAGGAGAACUGCGAGGCGCACAGAAUUGUGGAUAUGAUGAUGACAAUGGCUCCUACAUAAAGGUUCUGCAUGAUCACAUUGCAUACCGGUAUGAGAUAUUAGAAGUCAUUGGCAAGGGAUCCUUUGGGCAGGUUAUUCGAGCGCUUGACCACCGAACGGAUACACAGGUGGCGCUUAAGAUCAUCCGAAACAAGAAGAGGUUCCAUCAACAAGCGUUAGUUGAAGUCAAAAUUUUAGAGCAGGUGACCAAGAAAGAUAGGGAUGGAUUUUUUAAUGUUAUUCAUAUGCUCGACCACUUUUACUUCAGAAAUCAUCUAUGCAUCACAUUCGAAUUAAUGGGGUGUAAUCUGUACGAAUUAAUAAAAAAGAAUCAAUACCAAGGAUUUAGCCUGGGUCUCAUUCGAAGGUUUGCAUUUUCUCUCGUUCAGUGUCUUCGCCUUUUGCAUCGAGAGAAUAUCAUCCACUGCGAUCUCAAACCGGAAAAUAUUCUACUCAAAAGUCGUGGUAGCAGCUCCAUCAAGGUCAUCGAUUUUGGAAGUUCUUGUUUCAGUAACCAAAGGGUUUACACUUACAUCCAGUCCAGAUUCUACAGGUCACCGGAGGUGAUCCUGGGUCUUCCUUACGGUCCUCCCAUUGACAUGUGGAGCCUGGGAUGCAUCCUGGCUGAGCUGUACACGGGUUAUCCCCUCUUUCCCGGGGAAAAUGAAGCCGAUCAACUAGCGUGCAUUAUGGAAAUAUUCGGGCCACCUCCGCCUUCCGUCCUUGAAGCUGCGUCGCGGAGGAGACUCUUCUUCGUAGAUUCGAAAGGAGUUCCGCGGACGCUCACCAACAGUAAAGGAAAGAAGCGGAAACCCUGUUCUAAGACGUUGGGUGUCGUUCUUGGCUGCAAUGAUGAAGAUUUUGUCAACUUCCUCUCUAGAUGCCUUGAUUGGGACCCAGAGAAGAGGAUGAAACCAGACGAAGGUCAUCGCCAUCGCUGGUUAUCUGGAAACAGGGGUCCAGCCCACAGACGGCCCUCCACCACCUCUACGAAAGAAAAUGGCCGUGAGAAGAAAGAACCCAGGAACAAGGAGACAAGAACAAGUAACGGACCGAAAGAAACAGCUCCCAAGAAAACACAACCUAGACGAAUGAGCACAAGUUCCACGAUGCCACGUGUGUAUAAGGCAUGCAAGAACAAUGUGCGGCUCCGAGAUUCCUCAAGAAAAGACUACAUCUACACAUCUCUCAGCAAGACCUCUUCUGAAGAGUCGUUAUUGCUGAAGCAGGGAGAGUUUAGCGCCGAUGAUCCCGUACCAAGACUUUAUGAGCACAAAGAUCCUCUUGAAGACUCAGGAACAUUUUUGCCUCCUAUAUUGUGAUGUUGUCUGCUCACAAGGUUUUGGCUGUUGCUUGCAGUACAGCCAGUACCGUAUUCCGGAAGAAAUUGCUUUGGAGGUGCCCAAGAAGUUGUCAGCUCCUUUGGAUGACGAUCCUUCUACCCUGGCACACCCUUAUUUCAGACUGGAAACUGCACUGUAGUCAUCCUUCAUCAGUUUCAGUUCGGCACGCGGAUGGAACCCGCAGAGUUCGUCGUGAAAGGCUGUGAUCCUCAUACAGGAGAAAUGGCGAGUGAAACAAUUUCAAGACACUUAAAAUUUGUUUUCGAAUUGGACCAGUGCCACUUUUAUGUAAAAUGGUGACAUAAUGGUUUCUUAAUCCUUUCCGUACAGAGAAUUAUUAUGAAAGCACAUAUGUAAUUAGCUAUGUGAAAGAAACUAGAUGCAUUUAAAGUAAUUUUACUUCUCCCUUGAAGACAAUCUUCGAAACUUCACUUCUUAUUUCUCUCUCGAAUAUGAUUAUUUAGAAAUAUCCGUUGAUGUUUCAUUUUGUUAAAAUUAAUUAUGAAAAUUAUCCUUCAUGUGCAUUUGAAUGCCUCUAUCUGUGGAUAUAUCUCUUUUUUGAACAUAAGAAAUUCCUUGAUUAAUUUCAGAUGAAUAUAUUUGAUCCUGCGUAGAAGUCAUUUCAAAGCAACUGCUAUCAUCAAAACGUUUUAAUUCAUUGUGAACUUAAUGGAGAUGAGAAAUGUUAUGGAUAUCAGUCAUGCCUUAUUAGUAAGGAACUGUCAUCUUUAACUUUUAAGUAUAUGGUCUUCAAAAAUUCAGCAAUGAAUUUAACAGAAUACACACAAACAAAACAGGAAACUUCGAGUUGUAUAGGAUCAUUUUUUUCGAAGCAAUCAAUCGUUUUCAAGUUGCUGCAGAGCAAACUAGUCCAUUGAAUUCUCCGAACGUGUUGUUGCUAUUAUAUUAUUGUUGUUGCUAUUAUAUACAGUAAUAUUAAAAUAUCAUAAACUGUUGCAAAAGAGCGUUUUAAAACAAUUCAUCUCUUAGUUAUAAAUGUUCAGAAAUAGGCUUUUGUAAACUCUGAAUGAGAAAAACCUUGAAUCUGUGCACCGGUCUAUUUGAAAUUAUACAUAUCUUGCAAUACUUAUGUGUUCUUUCAGUAAGAGUUAUAUGUAUUUUCUGCUUUCAGUGUAUUCAGCCUUAUUAGAUUUUCCGAUAUACCUAACUUAACGCAAUCUUCCCAAAAUGACCAAAUAUCAUUUUGCUUAUGCAUAUCAACCAUUACUUAGCUUCAGUUUCUUAUACACAAGGACUCAUUUUAAUAUUUCAUUUCUUUCAAGAAAAAUUCAUAUUUCUUUAGAUCCUGUCAUUUCGUGGUUUCCGUUUACAUUACGUGGUAAUAAACAAGAGUGAUGUGAACAGAAAGCUGUUGUACUCAUCUGUGUAGAAAGAACAGAUACACAGUGUCAUGCACAACAAUAAAUGUUAUUAUCCUGAUGAGUUUAAAAUGGUAGAUAUUUACGGAGAUAUCUCUGCCUGUAUAUAUGUACAUUCAAAUUUAACGAGGACCAAGUUUUGGUGCUACCAAAACACUUUGGAAGAGAACACUAAGCUAGUGAUUCAUCAGAUAUUCAGAGAAAUCUUUGCCAAAACCGAGCGCUAUGGUGCUCUUUUAUAAGAACCUGUACAUACUGUUUUCGUACUUUGAAGACUAAUUUAUCUCUCUUCUUUCCUUCGGGUAGAAUAGAGUAGAAAGACGUCCAGACUUAUUCUCAAUCACUCUUCCUGUCAAUAAUUCCAGUCUUUAUCAUUGAAUGGAUGAUUUAAAAUAAGAUAAGAUGAGACAAGAAUGUAAAACAUUUCAGUAUUGCAAUUUUGCAUAACUUAAUUCUUACGAAAAUGAAUUGAUGGAUGAACUUUUUCAAGGAUUGUGUAAGACUACGUAUUUUAAUGUUGGUCUAUGAAUGCGCAAUACUUGGAUAAGAUGACUUAACCGAAUACAUAAUAUUAAUUCCUUUUCAGGGAUGCUUAAAAAUGUAACUUCUUUGAAAAAUUGAAUUGUAUCAAAUUUCCAAUCAAAAUGUCUUCUUUCAGGACAUCCACCAAAGAGAGAUAGUCCUCGUACACCUUUCUUUAACUUAAAACAACAGCCUAGGUUCUUUCUUGGGAUUACCGUUAAUACUAUAAUUAAUAUAAGUAAAAUGCAAGUACAUAGUAACAUGUAUUUAAAAACCUAAUUCAGUCCCUAAAACUUUGAAUGAAAUAUUUUGCUACAUUAAACUGAUAUCUGAAAAUUAAUAGUCGGUAUAUGAUGUUAAUUUACGUGAUAAAAAAUUCUGCAUUUUAGUAUCUAAAAUACUUCUAUUUGAGUUAUUAUGUAAUUCAGGUUCUGAAAAGCGUUACUAUGUUUAUAAGUACCGGCCAGGGAAGAACAAGAUACCUCGAAACUUGGAUUAUGCUUAGUCUACUACACUUCUAAGAAUGUGUGGGUUUACUGUUUGUAAUGAUUUCAAUCACACUUAUAUAGACAAGGCUGUGAACCCUUUAACUAUAAACCAAUGUUUUCUCAUGCUUUUAAAAGCAGAAUCCAGUGGGGUGUGAUCAGUGUUUCUUGGAUAACAAAACAUGAGCUCAUUAUUUAAGUCCAUCUUCAAAAAAAUUAAUAUUGUAUGUAUCCCACACAGUCAUUGCAAAUCCAUCCUGGUUUAUCAGAUUUCUAUUUUGGCCUAAAGUGAUAGGGUAGGAUUCUUUUCCUUGAUGAACAAAAAGGCUCAAGAAUGUUUACAUAUCAAUGUUGCUGUUAACAAUAAAGGAGGAUCGAUUAUUUUACGGAAAAUUUGUAUUUGUUUUACCAGUGCAAUUUAUCAAAAAUUUAACUCUUUGAAUAAAAUACAGAGUAUAAAAUAUUAAAUUCGCUUCUUUAAAAUACGCUGAAUGUAAAGAGAGGCCAGAUUAAUAUAUUUAAAUUUUAUUGUAAGAGAUUUAAUUAUGCAGAAUGGCAACAGAAAUUACCACGAUAUCACUUCACAAAAAAUGAAGUUUCUAUCGGCAUUUCUUGUCUGCAUCAUACCAGGGACAUUAAGAAAGAUUUGAGAAGCAAUACGAGUGUCAGGAAGCAACAAUCCUUGAUACCUUUAAUUAAGGCGAAAGUUUUUUUUUUACUUUUAACUCUCGUAAUCAUUCCAUGGGGGAGUGUUAGAUGUUUCGUUUACAUCUGUCUUUCGAAUGUAUUGGAGUGUUCUUCGUCUUGAACUUUAUCCCGACCUUCUCAAAGUAAUGUUGCAUUUAAACUGUUUGGAAUUUGAUUCCUCCUAAAAUUGUUAUCUUAAGAGUUAAAAGCAAAAAACUGACUAAAACAACACUAAACAGAAUUAAUUGGCACUUAAAAAUAAUUUAUAUAUAUGUUUUUUUAAAUACUGCCUAAAAUGUUGAAAUUUUUAAUUUUAAUCAAAUUAGCUUAAAAAUCUAAGCCUUACUAUAUCUAUCAAUUCAGAUUAGAUAGAAUCUUCAUUUUAACUCUUAAUUCAAAAUGGAAUCGCUCAGGAAGAAAGAUAAAAACUUCUUUUGGUUGAAAGAAAAAAACUUUAAAGAGAGAAAAUUAAGCAAAUAGUUAAAUAUAAUUCCAUAUAUUUACCAAACGCUUAAAAUUUUGGGAAUUGAAAAUAUUAAAAAAGGGUUAAACUAAUUCCAUAUUUUCACGUCAAGCCUUUUAGAUGCUUAAAUAAAUUGUAGUACAUUAUGGAGUACAGCCUUUCUUAAGUACAGUCUUUCUUAAGUUAUGCGACUCGGAUAAACUAAACUUGAUGACUCAAUGACUAGUGAACGACCAACUGGUGAACUAAAUAUUCGUGGUACGAAAUAGUAGAAAUAUGAUCCACUUGCAUUUUUUAAAUGGGAGUUUACCUGGGAAAUCAGAUAUAUAGCAAAGCAAAAUAAGAAAAACAUAUUAUAUUAAAAAUAAGAAUAAAGAUAAAAUAACGAAACUGGCAAAACACGGUAAACAAAUUUUUCUGCUAAAUUUAAUUUAAAUUUAAAUUUUAAAAUUUACAAAUGGUAUAUAAUAUUUUUUUAGACAUAUGUUAUUUGUUUCCCGUAAACUGUUUAAAUUCUGGUGUGUCAUUUUAAAUGGUUCAUAAUAUUUUCCAUUUUUUAAAGAACUUAAAGUUCGAUAUAAAAAAAUAAUAGUACAAAUGCGUAACUUAGAUAAGAAGGGUCGGAUAUUGAUCUUACUGUAGACACUCGGCCAUCUUUUUGAUUCAGCAAUAACGUUGUCUGCAACCACCGUCUAUGGAAUAAGAGGCGAAGGACAUGCUCUUAAUAAUUUCUCUAAUACACUUGAGGACUGGCGUUCUCGCUCUCGACAUAAGCAACCAAGCCGAAUUUAUAGAAGUGCCAAAAAUGUAAUCCCAAUGAUAAAAAUGUUAUAAUUAUUGAGGAAAUACAGAACAAUGUGCCAAAGUACUUUAGAUGCAAGAUUAGUAUUAUCUUGACAUGCCACACCGUGUUUAGUGUUGAGACCUUUGAACAUUUAAUUUUCUUCAGAUGUUUACGCUUUAUAUUCGCAGCCACGUGUUUGCUUCAAAGCCUACUGCAGUGGUUUGGUUGUAUUUGAUAAAAAUCACCGCUUUGUUAUAGAUAAUUUUUUUUCUAAUUUAAAAAAAUAUUCAAAAUCGCUGUUUUUGUAAAAUUUUGUGCUCUUAAGCAGGUUUCUCAAAUUUAGCACUUGAAAUUUCUAAACAAAAUUUUGAGCAUUUCUGAUUAAAAGAACUUUUUCGCAACCUCACGCUUAAGCGAAAACAGUAUUUCACAAAACCUGCAAUAUAUCUUCAAUGAUAUUUACAAAUUUCGUUAGAGAAUUAAGAAAUACUUUCCAUAAUAUAUAAGCUUAUAGAAUGUUUUCAAUUAAUGAAUAACCCUGAGAUAUAUCAAAAUAUACAAGUAUUAUAAGAAAUAAAUAACAUUAUUUGCAGCUAUAUAAAUUUCAGUUAAGUUUUAUUGAAGAAAAGAGAAACUGAAAUACUUUUCUGAGAAAUUUUAUUUUAAGCUACGCUUCUCAAAAUAAUAUUCCAAUUAUUUCAUAGAUGUAAUUUACAAAUUUUUCAUUAAUAAUUUUUUUUCAAUUAUCCCCUUUGCAUCGUUGAUUAUUAAACAAGUAAUAAAAUGUAUAAAGUCAAAUAAUUCUCACGUAUCAUUAGAUUAUCAUCUAAUAAUAAAAUAAACAGGAAGUAUAUGCAUGAACGCCAUAAUUUAAAUCACAUUUUCAUAAAAUAAUAAUAUAUGUUUUUAUAUACUUUAAAUUUCUAACUUGGCAACAUAUUUUCAAAGUACAGAAAAGUACAGGAAAGCAAGUAAAUUCGUUUUAAAUAUUUAUAAACAAAAUAAAAUGUCCAAAUCACUACCCCUUCUUCUGCUUAAAGAUACAAUAAAUAGAUUUUCAUCUUAGACGUAAUACAACUUUUAAACAACUGAUAAGUUCCACAGUAUUUUUCCAUGCAUUUAUUGCUUACAAAGUCAAGAGCUUGAGACAUUUAGACUUCCAUUAAAUAAGCACAAGUAGAAAUGACUAUUUUGUGUAGCUCUUUCCGUCAUUUUCUUAUAAAUUCUACUCCUAAACUUCUUUAAACCUAAAUUUUACUUCCACUUGAAAUGGACAAAAUAAAAUCCUUUAAAAGUAUAAUUCUUAAAAGACGAACCUAAGUCCAAAAAGUAAGUUGAAUAUUUUAAAAUUUUACACAGAAACUAUAUGAAUAUAUGCUGUUAAUGUUAAUGACGAAAUUGUUUUUUGUAUGUUAAUGUCCGUUUACUGGCAUUUUGAUUUUGAUAUGACAGGUAGGAGUACAUCUGAAACGUCUUAAGACGUACUUCAUGCACAUCUAACACUUCAUAAAUGAAUACUCACCAAGACUACUUUUCAGAUAAAUCCUUUUCCAUUAAAUCUCUGUGAAGACAAUUCACAUGGUCACAUGGUAACGUAAUGUAAUCUGUUUCAUUGCUUUAAUUGGUCAGAUAUAAUUCAAGAAUAUUGAGAUUAUCCAGAUGCGCUGUAGAAAUUUUUAUAUCACAGACAAUUAAAACUACAGAUAUCUCACAGAUACUUCCUAUUCAUUUUUAAGCAAAAUUAAUAACAGAUCUUGCAUCUUACAUGGUCAAAUCAAAUUUAGUUUUGCAAAAUCUCAAAGACCGUAGCUUCCGUUCACCAUUCAAAAUAGAAUACUGCUUCAAGUAUCAAAGGCUGUUACUGCUCAUUGAGUAGUUUCAACAAAGAGGUUUCUUUUAAGUCCUUAGAAAAUCACGAGGAUUCCAGAAAACAUAUGUAAGAGAGCGAUAGCGUCGGUCCACUAUACCUUUGUUUCACUUACGUUGCCAAUGUUCUUGUUGACAGCUGUUAUCGGGUACAGGCCUUCCAAACUGAACAAAAGAUAUUGGCCGAACCCGAGUGUUAGAAAUCUAAAUUAUCGUUUCAUAGAGUGUAUAUUCUUGUUACUUUAUGUAGUAGAUCUUAUUUUUAGAGUGUGUCUUUUGUUUGAAGAAACAAAUGUAUUCUAGAUAUUACAAUAAUAAAAUAUUUGUUUUCCCUUUA
This is a messenger RNA of Stegodyphus dumicola, 8692 nucleotides long. Its product is annotated as dual specificity tyrosine-phosphorylation-regulated kinase 4-like. Gene Ontology annotation, cellular component: nucleus; cytoplasm; cytoskeleton. The record is from RefSeq and is a predicted model, not a curated record. Gene Ontology annotation, molecular function: protein serine/threonine/tyrosine kinase activity; ATP binding; protein serine/threonine kinase activity. Gene Ontology annotation, biological process: peptidyl-threonine phosphorylation; peptidyl-serine phosphorylation. Lineage: Eukaryota; Metazoa; Arthropoda; Arachnida; Araneae; Eresidae.